AUGUCGUUCAGUGAGUUGGAUGAUUUUGCGGAAUAUCUCACAAGGACAUCACAGUUGACGCCAUCGUUAAAGCAAGGAACCAAUGAAUUCGACGAGUACGAUGAAGAUGAACAUGUGUCUGAUAAUGCAUGGGAAGAAAGCGGCAAAUUCGAAGGAGAUCUCAUAUUAAACGAGCGUCAGCGACGGUUGAUUGUACAAAAUGUAGCAGAGCAAGGACUAGCACGAAAUGGAAUUAUAGAUGCUGCCAAGAGGUGGCCUAAUAACGAGGUUAUUUAUGCCAUUCAAGUGGAACAUUUCUCUAAUGAUCAAGUGCAAGCUAUUCUGGAUGGAAUAGAUGAUUUAGCACGUGCAUCAUGCGUCAAGUUCCGUCGGUACAGACAUGGCGAUCGUGAUGCAGUUGUCAUACAGGGUAAUCGAAGGGGCUGUUUCUCUCAAGUUGGCUAUCAAGGUGGAUUCCAGGCUUUGAAUUUAAACAGUCGUCACCCAGUCGGACGCGGCUGCUUUCGACAUGGUACCGUCGUACAUGAACUUCUUCAUUCCCUCGGAUUUUACCACAUGCAGAGUAGCCCCGACAGAGAUGAUUAUGUCGAUAUUGUAUGGGAUAACAUUUUAAAAUCAUCGAGGCACAAUUUUCGAAAAUACAAUACAUUCACUGUAACAGAUUUCGGCGUAGGGUACGAUUACGAUAGUGUCUUGCAUUAUAGCCGAAAUGCUUUCUCCAUCAAUGGCAAGGCCACGAUUGUGCCAAAACAGAUGGGUGCUGAAAUCGGACAAAGACUGGGAUUGUCUGACAAAGACACUCAAAAACUGAAUAAAAUGUAUUGUGAUGCUGAUUCGGACAAUGUACAAUCUAUUGGUGAUUCUCCUCAAAAAAGUAAAAAGAAGAGCACUAAGAAUAAACCAUUUGAUGGUCACGGUUUAGGAUACCACAAAGGUACAGCUGUGGUUUUCAAACUAUCACCAGAAGCCGAAACUUAUAAAUUAGUUGAUGUGCCAAAUUCUCAUGUAUUUGAUUAUUUUAGUAAACGGCCACAAAUCCCGUCAUCGGUAGAAAAUGAAGACUUUCAUAAUGGUAAGAAAAUAGCGUAUUCGUAUAGGACACCUGAACCAAUAAUUGCACAAGAAUACAAAGAUGAUAUAAGUUAUGAUCCAACGUUAAAUGAUUUGCGUAAAAAAGAAUUCAAUGAACAGAUUCAGUUCGCGAUGCCAGAUAUAAAUCAAGCGAAUGUCGGAAAACCUAGUAAAGUACUUAACAAAGCGAAUUCACCAACGGAAUCAUUACAUGAAACUCAAGAUGUUGAAGAAAACCCGGAAUUGAUAAAAGCAUUUGACAGAUUGCGAAGAUAA
Messenger RNA from Arctia plantaginis, 1347 nucleotides. The record is from the annotation of a GenBank genome assembly. Lineage: Eukaryota; Metazoa; Arthropoda; Insecta; Lepidoptera; Erebidae.